Molecule: messenger RNA, 1245 nt
Organism: Diplodia corticola
Lineage: Eukaryota; Fungi; Ascomycota; Dothideomycetes; Botryosphaeriales; Botryosphaeriaceae
Product: prephenate dehydratase protein
Exons: 2
Coding region: 1-1245 (414 amino acids)
Cellular component (GO): mitochondrion
Molecular function (GO): (3R)-hydroxyacyl-[acyl-carrier-protein] dehydratase activity
Source: RefSeq, a predicted model, not a curated record
AUGUCGACUACGACGGCAACCAAGCUCCACCACCUCUCCCUCCGCCGCCCCACCGCCGCCGCCGCGAUCCCCUCUUCCGCGCGCCUCCUCCUCAACGACCACCGCCACCGCCGCCGCCACCUCCACCUCACCUCCGCCACCGCACCCCUCCUCCACGACCUCCCCGCCCGCCGCCUCCCCCCGAUCUACAGCGACCUCACGCCCGGCCCCUCCCACACCCUCGGCAUCUCCCUCUCCUCCUUCCUCCCGCCCGCCUGGACCGCCGCCAGCGCCCCCACCGCCCUCCCCCGCAACGCGCUCGGCGCCCCCGCCCUGCCGCGCGUGAAUGGCGGCAGCGGCAACAACGAACGCCAGCUCGAGCUCCCGCCCGCCCACCACCUCGUCUACUUCAACCCCGUCAUCCCGGCCGACAAGCUCCUGCCGGACGGGACGGACCCGCUGCAGAGCCCUGGCGAGCCGUUCGUGCGGCGGAUGUGGGCGGGGGGGUAUGUGAGGUUCGCGGCGGGGGGCGGGAAGGGGGAGGAGGAGAAGAAGGUGGCGGGGCCGGUGGUGCUGGACGGGCGGAGGUGGGUGUGCGUGGAGGGGAUCAGGGACGUGGCGGUGAAGGGGGUCGGGGGGGAGGAGAAGGUGUUUGUGGGGAUUGAGAGGAGGAUCGGGAGGGCGUUGGAGGGGGAGGGCGGCGGGGAGGGCGGGGAGGAGGAGGAAGAGAGGGUGAGGAGGAGGCUGUGGACGGAGAGGGAGGAGGAGUGGGGGGAGGCGGCGCUGGUGGAGAGGAGGAACAUCGUUUUCAUGAGGGGGAGGACGAGGGAGGAGGCGAGGGUGGAGGUGGAGAGGGCGAGGGGGAAGAUGCUGUUUUCCCAGAAUUCGCCUGACUUCACGCACACCCUCGUGCCCACCCCGUCCCUGCUUUUUCGAUACAGCGCCCUCACGUUCAAUGCCCACGCCAUCCACCUCGAUCCCCACUACUGCCGCACCGUCGAGGGCCACCGCAAUCUCCUCUUCCAUGGCCCGCUCUCCUUCACCCUGCUCGCCACCCUCCUCCAGAACAACAUUCCCGCGGGCCGCCGCAUCGCCCAGAUCCAGUAUCGCAACCUGGCCCCGCUGUAUUGCGACGAGCCGGUCAAGCUGUGUGGAAGGAAGGCGGACUCGUCGUCGUCGAAUGGCCAGGAUAAGUACGAGCUCUGGGCGGAGACGCCUGAGGGUGGGUUGGCCGUGAAGGGAACUGCGCAUGUGAUUGCUGCGUAG